Molecule: messenger RNA, 2761 nt
Organism: Sclerotinia trifoliorum
Lineage: Eukaryota; Fungi; Ascomycota; Leotiomycetes; Helotiales; Sclerotiniaceae
Source: the annotation of a GenBank genome assembly
ACAUCAGGCAGCAGGGAAAGAUACAUCUAUAAAUGAAUCAUGCUUUUCAAUAUCUCAUCACAGAUGGAUAUUUAUCUCACAUUACCUACUGAUCCCGUUGAGAAAUAAUCAUCUUGGUAAUUCAAUAUCAUUUCCAAUCUCCAAACUCGUUGGAGUGAACUUAUCAAAUUCAACAUACAAGAACAGCAGCUAAGAUUCAGCAUUCAAAACGGACUCAGCAAGAUGGUCGUUACAUAUGAUCCUGAUGGAGAUCUAGUCCUAGUCCUCACACAAGAAACAGAGUUGGAAGAUACAGAUGAAGGAGAAAAUUCAGAGGAAUCAACAGAACCAGAACCAGGACCACGGGACUACCUGGAAAAGAAUGUCCUAACGAACGAAGCUACCGCCGUCAGGGAAGAUGUACAUAUGUUAGUAUCAUCCAAACACAUGAGCCUUGCUUCUCCUGUCUUCAAAGCCAUGCUUCAGGCCAACCAUUUCAAAGAAGGUCGAGAACUAGCCUCUGCUGGCAAGGUUGAAAUUUCCCUUCCUGAUGACGACCCUGAUGCCUUUGCUAUUUUGAUGUGUAUUAUUCACGGUCGGACAAGGAGUGUUCCCCGCGAAAUUGAUUUAGAUCUCCUAUCAAGGAUUUCUACUCUGGUUGAUAAGUAUCAAUUACAUGAGGUGGUUGAGAUUAUGUCUGAUAGAUGGAUAUCCCAGCUUGAAUCUGAAUUGCCGGAGGAACUUACAGAUGAUUUACUCCCAUGGCUUAGCAUUGCUUGGGUAUUUGAAAAAUCAAGUAUCUUCAAGGAGAUUACUCGAAUUGCAGAACGACAAAGUAAGGGUAGGAUUGGUGAAGAUAGAGAUGACAUUCCGAUUCCAAAUCGAGUGCUUGGUAAGAAAGUUCCUAUCUCUUCAAGUGUCAAGCACAUGACUAACAAUAGUGAAGAUGCAAUCCAAGAACGAAGAUUAGCCGCGAUAACCGACGCCUACUUCAUAGUGGAAACUAUAUUGCAUACUGGCAAACACCACUGCACCGCGCCCCGCAAAUCUUCAUUUGAAUGCAGUGGCAUGGUACUGGGAACCCUUCUCCAGAGUUCCACAAAAUUAGGCAUAUUUCCCGUACCAGAUCUUACAAAUACAGAUCUCACAUUCAAUUAUGUAGCCAACCAGAUCCGUAAAGUUGCAGUCGUCGCUCUUUGUGAUAGCCUAUCACCAUUCAAGGGAUUUGAGUAUCAUCAUUGGUCUACGCAUGGUGUCAAACAGGCGAUUGAUACCGAGCUGGUGAAUCUUGAAAAGAGAUUGUGUGGAUUGGAAAUGGAGGAUUUUAAGAAGGGAAAGAGAGCACAGGCGAAGCUUAAUUUCCCGGUGAGAGUGAAAACGAAAUCGAAUAAUUUGGAUAUGACACAGUUGUUGUCUCUUAUGCCUUCUGGAGACAAUGAUUUUCCCGAAAUAGGCUUCUAGGCAGCAAUUAAAUUCCUUAUACGAUGAUAUCCACCUAUAAAUUACUACUGCUAUCCUUUCACAUUGACUCUCAUUCACUCAUACUUAUUAUCCUAAGAUUCCGAACAGCCAGCUAGCAAAGUCAAGUGAAUCUCUUCUACCAGAUAGGCUAACGACGUAACGGUCGCGACUCACUUUAUCUAUCAACUUUAGACUCAAUUUUCUCUUUUAUCACCUACAAUCGCACAACGACCAACACCAUAUUACUCUUUACCUCAAAAUUUAAUCUUCUUCAAGCAUAACAGCCUCUCUAUCGUUCCGUCCAGUUAUCUACCUAUAACCAUCAAUUCCACCGCAAUGGCAUCCAAAGACCCGAAGCUCCAGAGAAACUCAUCUUCGACACCAAAGGCGAUGUUCUCCUUAUCUUCGCUCGCCGUCCCAAGGAUAAAGACGAAGGCAAAGACGCACCCGGAAAACCGGGAUCGUUGAAUAGGAAGGCGUAAGCAUCCGCUCAAACACCUUUAAAAUAAUUCAAUGCUGAUUUUGAUGUUAGCCCUAAUGAUGCCCCUCAGACCGUUACUAUGCUGGUAUCCUCGAAGCACAUGACACUUGCAUCGCCUGUCUUUGAAAAAAAUUGCUUAGUGAUGGUAGAUUCAAGGAAGGAGCUGAAUUGCUCGCUAAGGGCAAAGCUGAAAUCGAGCUGCCUGAUGACAACCCCAACGCCUUUUCGAUAAUUGCCCAGAUCAUUCAUAGACGGAACAAGACCGUGCCGGAGCAAGUCUCCUUCAAGCUACUACUUGAAUUGGCAAUCCUUACAGAGAAGUACCAGGUACAUGAGAUUCUAGGUUGCAUUUCAAACCACUGGGUUCAGAACCUUGUUCGAGCCACUCCUUUUGCCUACAGAAUUCUGCCCAGUAAACCAAUGAUUCCAAUUCAACCAUACCUCUUCAUAUUCUUGGUGUUCGGUUGUGAUAAACAUUUUCAAAAACAAACAAAAAUAGCAAUCUUGUGUAGCGACGGGACCUUCGGAAGUGAUCCCAACAAUCGCUUUUAUAUUCCAUCAUCACUCAUAGGUAUGGCUAGCGAAAACAUCAUACACAUCUCAUACUAAUUAAUUUCUGAAACCAUAAAACGCAAACGUACAGAAGCCUUUGGCAGCAUAUUUGCCGCUAUCAAAAGCUUUUCCCAGCGAGGAUUUGAGCUUAAAUCAUACUGCAAAGAUCCUCUCGACAUCUGUGACUUCAUAAAUAGCGGAUCUUUCUUGAACAGCGCUUCACUCAAUGGUUUCUGGCCAAUACCUGAAACACCAUAUCCCGGCAUGACACUUGAAACCCUCUUUCAA